AUGAGUUGUAACAGUCACAGUCACAGUCACAGUAACAGUAACAGUAACAAUAACAGUAAUCGUAACAGUAACAUUAACAGUAAUAAUAAUAAUGUCAAAUACAUUCCACAAAUGCAUGCACAAACCACUAAAACACACACAAAUACAAAAUCACUUUGUAAUUCACAUUAUUACUCCACUGAUGCGUUGCAUUAUGAUGAUCACGAUGAUGUUUCAUUUGUGGGCGCUGAUGAUGAGUUUGUGGUACGUGGCUACUAUGAUGAUCCGACAAUUGGUAAUUGCAUUAAUUCGAAUCUCUCCACAUUUUUAAGCACUUACACAAAAACACCUACCAAAUUGUAUCAUAGUCCACGCAAGCAGACACUAUCCACACGUGCCAAUUCCGUAAGUGACUUGAAUUGUAGUUUUUCAACUGUGGCUACAGCGGAUGAACUUAAUUUUCCUUUCGCCACACCGAAUGUCACAAAUACUAGCAUAACUAAUACCGCGCCUACGUCAUUGUUACAUCAAUCGAUAAGCGGUUCCGCUAUUGCCACUGACGCAAUAUCCAUGCCAGUCGAAGCUGAAGAAGUGGACUAUGUGUUUACAUCACGCUUUCGCCACUCGACACCCAUGUCACAGCGACGGCGCUUGGGUGGCACUAAUCGUCAGCGUUUGCGCUCUGAUUCCUCUUCAGCUUCACAUUAUCAGUCAUUAAAUUCCACAUUACAGGCACAUAACAGAUCCACUGGCGGCAAUGUUAGCGGCAGUAAUGGCGGUCGUCAUAAUGCCAGCACAAGCAACAGCGGAAGUAAUAAUUUUGUCACCGUUAUUUUCAAUGUUUUAGAUUUUCUGUUCUAA
Teleopsis dalmanni is the source of this 840-nucleotide messenger RNA. Its product is annotated as probable cyclin-dependent serine/threonine-protein kinase DDB_G0292550. Bases 1 to 840 code for a protein of 279 amino acids. The transcript has a single exon. Lineage: Eukaryota; Metazoa; Arthropoda; Insecta; Diptera; Diopsidae. The record is from RefSeq and is a predicted model, not a curated record.